Molecule: messenger RNA, 2265 nt
Organism: Callorhinus ursinus (northern fur seal)
Lineage: Eukaryota; Metazoa; Chordata; Mammalia; Carnivora; Otariidae
Source: RefSeq, a predicted model, not a curated record
AUCUAAUGCCACAUUAGGAUUGAAUACUGUUAAACUUGUGAAAUUAGAAAGAAUUUAGUAUCUUAAGGGAAGUCCAACUCUGGAACUUCUCAGUAGCCAUUCCAAACAAAAUUAAGUGAUAGGGCUUUAAUUAGAUUUAAUUCUACAAAUAUUAAUGCCCUCUGUAUAAGUAGGACAUAAAUAUAAGUUAAAUACAGUCUCUAUCCUUAAGCUUAUAAUCUUCUAAGGAAAUAAUUAGUGCUGAAAUAAGAUAAUAGGUAGAACAAAAAAGGCUACCAGAGAGAAAUCUAAUUUGGAAGUUCAAGAAAGACUCAAUGGAAGAGAAAACAUCUGAGAAGAGCCUUGAAAGACUGGUAGGAUUUCAACAAAUGUAAUCAGGAACCUGAGAAAUGAUCUUGAUGGAUAAAAUAAAGCAGAUAUAAUUCACCUCUAGAAAGAUUAUUUAUACCCUGGCAUUUGAAAUGUUUUGUAUUUAGUGUCAUAGUAAAAAUGGAAAAAGGGAAAGUAAAUGAUGAUGGAAAACCAGACCCAGAAAAUUCCUUGGACUUUUCUGAACAUUUUAACCAACUUGAAUUGUUGGAAACACAUGGACACCUUAUUCCCACUGGUACCCAAAGUCUCUGGGUAGGGAAUUCUGACGAAGACGAGGAGCAAGAUGAAAAAACUGAAGAGUGGUAUCAAUUGCAAGAAAAAAAGAUGGAAAAAGAUCCAAGCAAAUUGCUUCUUUGGGCUGCGGAAAAAAAUCGGCUUACCACAGUGCGGAGACUGCUGUCUGAAAAGGCCACUCACGUGAACGCUAGAGAUGAAGAUGAAUAUACCCCUCUUCAUCGAGCAGCCUACAGUGGACACUUAGACGUGGUGCGUGAGCUGAUCGCACAAGGGGCAGAUGUCCAUGCAGUGACUGUGGAUGGCUGGACACCCCUGCACAGUGCUUGUAAGUGGAAUAAUACCAGAGUAGCUUCUUUCUUACUCCAGCACGAUGCAGAUAUUAAUGCCCAAACAAAAGGCCUCUUGACCCCCUUACAUCUCGCCGCCGGCAACAGGGACAGCAAAGAUACCCUGGAGCUCCUCCUGAUGAACCGCUACAUCAAACCAGGUCUGAAAAACAACUUGGAAGAAACGGCCUUUGAUAUUGCCAGGAGGACAAGUAUCUAUCACUACCUCUUUGAAAUUGUGGAAGGCUGCACAAAUUCUUCACCUCAGCCAUAACGGUUCUAAUAAUUUUUUUGAGUUCCCAAGUACCAGUGCCUCCUUUGUGUGAGAUAGGACAUAUCCCCGUGAUACAAGGUUGACAUCAAAAGUUUCACAGUAGAAAUCCAGUGGUACACAUUCCAAUGCCCUUCCAAGCGACAUGCCUAACCUUGAUGUCAAAAUAUAUUUGAAAGUUGUUUGGAUACAUCUUUACUGAUCUAUGUGGACUUUGUAAUUUUUAUCAGAAAUAAUUUUAACACACUUAAAAACUUGUAACGGGUUGUACAGAAAACAUGAUAUUUUUGGUGCUGAUCCAAGAGAAGUGUAUUUUUAAAUAUUCCCCCAUCCUGGGUCUUUGUGGAGUAUUUAGUAUAUUGACAUGUAUUUUUAUAAGGUGAGGUAACUCAGAAUUUAAUUUAAAAAAUUCAAGUAUACUGGUGCAGUUCAGCUGUCUUCUACACAUCACUAUGGCCAUUUGCUUUCAUUUUAAACCGUAAGAACUAACUUACUAGUGACUUGAAUUGUCAGUUUAAGAAAAUGUUAAAAGAGCUUAGAUCUUUGUCUUUUAGAGUGUAGACCAUUUUUAGCAAAGUAGUUAGCUAAAGUGUUUAGUUAUAUGAAUGUUAUAUACUUUGAAUGUUAUAUACUUUGCCUCCGCCACCACAGUUCACACAAUCCUGUGGACAGUCCUACCUCACCCUGGUCAACCCACAUGAUCCUUCUUCCAUUGGUGAGUCAGCAUGACAUUUUAGACAUGCACACAACUCUACCUUGGUCCAAGAGAUCAUAAUAUAUCUGCUCGCCAACUGGUUUUACCUGCCUAAUCCUGUUUGGGGCACUGCUCAGAUGGUCUCUCUCGUUCACAGGAAGUAUCGAUUUUUCCAAGGUCCUCCUUUUAUACAAAUCCUACAAAGGCAAAGAGACAAGGGAAAAGGAAUUCUAAGAGUGAAGGGAUGAUGAUUAUACUGGGGCUAGAUUAUAAGUGGCUCAGGCUUUAAAAAGCCACAGUGUAGAUGGUGACACAAGUAUAAAUAUGAAUAUUCAGAAAAAAAUAAAAGCUUUGAACAACAAAAA